Acaulospora morrowiae is the source of this 838-nucleotide messenger RNA. Lineage: Eukaryota; Fungi; Glomeromycota; Glomeromycetes; Diversisporales; Acaulosporaceae. The record is from the annotation of a GenBank genome assembly.
GGAUUAUCCUGUGAACAUGUACCUAUUCCUUCGCUUGAAGUUGGAUGAACCGAAGGCUAAACCUUCGAAAAAGGUCGCACCCGCUCCUUACCCUGUCAAGAAAAAGGAUGGAUCUAAGUCCACAAAAAAUCCAUUAUUUGAGAAGAGACCUCGUAAUUUUGGAAUAGGACAAGAUAUUCAACCCAAGCGUGAUUUGACCCGCUUUGUUAAAUGGCCCGAAUACGUACGUUUGCAAAGACAACGCAAGAUUCUCAACCAACGUCUUAAAGUUCCUCCUGCCAUCAAUCAAUUUACCAAGACCUUGGAAAAGAGCACUGUUACUACCGUCUUCAAGUUGUUAAACAAGUAUCGCCCUGAAACUAAGGCCGAGAAAAAAGAACGCCUCGCUUCCGCCGCCGCUCUCAAGGCAGAGGGAAAGAAGUAUGAGCCAAAGAAACCUUAUGUUAUUAAAUAUGGCAUUAAUCAUAUUACAGCUCUUGUUGAGGCCCAAAAGGCCAAGUUGGUGUUGAUUGCCCACGAUGUCGACCCUAUCGAAAUUGUCCUUUGGUUGCCCGCUCUUUGCCGAAAAAUGCAAGUGCCUUACGCCAUCAUCAAGGAUAAGGCCCGUUUGGGAACUGUAGUGCAUAAAAAGACAGCCACCGCCUUAUGUUUUGUCGAUAUCCGUGACGAAGAUAAAUCUACAUUUUCAAACUUAGUUAACGGAAUUAAAAUUAACUACAAUGAGAAGUUUGAAGAAACUAGGAAACAUUGGGGUGGUGGUAUCAUGGGUGUUAAAUCUCAAGCCAUGAUGCUUAAGAGAGAGAAAAAUGCUGGUAGAGAAAUCAAAAAAAUUGAAUAA